AUGCCUCACGCCGCCUCGAUGCCCUCCACCGGGCUCCAGGCCCUGAUCCUCUGCGGACCCGGGUCGUCGUUUCCGACAUUCACGUCCAACCCGGACGAGAACCCCAAGGCUCUGCUGCCCGUCGCCAACAGGCCGAUGGUCUGGUACCCGAUCGACUUUUGCCUGCGCAUGGGCGUCACCGACAUCACCCUGAUAUGUCCGCCGACGGCAUCGAGAGCGAUCAAGGCUGCGAUGAACACGAACCCUUUCCUCACGCGGCUGCCCUCGCCACGACCGGACGUCCUGGCACCCGCGGGGCUGGAUCAAAACACGGGCACGGCCGAGAUCCUGCGGCUGCCAGAGGUGCGCGCGCUGGUCAAGGGCGACUUCAUGGUGCUCCCGUGCGAUCUCGUCUGCGAGCUGGCGGGCGAGAAGCUGCUCCAGGCCUGGAUGGUCCGGUCGGCGAGCGUCACCGAUCUCCUGGGCAAGGACGGCCUCUCGCACGGCCACGGCUGUCGACACAGCGGUGGGCUGGGCGUCUGGUACGAGACGAAGACGGCGGUGGCGGCGGUGAAGGGCGAGGAGACGGACUUUAUAGCGACGACGCCGUUGCCUUUGUGGCCGGUGGCCUCGGCACAGUCGUCGAUGCUGGGCAGGCUGUCGAAGCUCGUGUACUCGAUCCCGACGGAUUCCCUCAAGGACAUGACGGAAGAGCGCAAUUCGCUGCCCCUCCGGCACGGCCUGCUGCGGGCGCACCCGCAGGUUCGCAUGUACACGACGAAGAGGGAUGCCCACAUCUACAUCCUGCCGCACUGGAUCCUCGACUUUGUCACGGAGAACGGGCGGCUCGAGAGCAUCGGCGAGGACGUCGUGGGAUGGUGGGCCAAGGCGCAGUGGCAGGCCGGUCUGGCGGAGAAGCUGCAGCUCGACAAGCUGUGCAGACGGCGAGGGCCGCAGGACGACGAGGACUCGACGGCCGAGAGCGUAUCGCCGGCGCGGGAGGCAAGCCCGGCGGGCCAGGAUGGGUCGAGGAAAGCGUCAACGUCGCUCCGGCCAACGGCGGUGGAGAGGCAACACAGGCGAGGCCUAGGCAAGGGAGAGACAUGGCCCGACUUUGAGGUGCCUCCCGUCGUGGCUUACAUCCAGUCGGCCGACGGUGACGAGGCGGCGGCCGCGGCUGCGACCGGGCCCGUCGUGCGGCGGGUCGACACGGCGCAGUUGUUGCUGGCAACCUCCCUUCAGCUGGCGAAGCUCCCUUCGGUCGAGGAGGCUGGCGGCGAGGCGAGCUCGCCGUUUGCCCACGCACGCAAGGUGGCCUACCCCGAGGGCGUCAAGUCGCGGACGACGAUUACCAAGGCCGACUGCCUGAUGGCCGAGAACGUGACGGUCGAGGAGAAGACGUCGAUCAAGGAGACGGUCAUCGGCGCCGGCUGCCAGAUCAAGGAGGGGGCCAAGCUCUCGCAAUGCGUGCUCAUGGACGGCGUCGUCGUCGGCAAGGGCUGCAAGCUGACCAAGUGCGUGCUGGGCAGGCGUUGCGUCAUCGGCGACGGCUCGGUCCUGACGGACUGCGAGGUGCAGGAGAACCUCCUCGUCGAGGCGCAAACCGAGGACAAGGACAAUAAGCUCAUGAGCUCGGAGGGAUUGGAAGCGACCGAGGCGGAAAUGGAAGAGGUCCUGCAGGAAGUGGACCAGGAGGUUGCGGCGAUGGCGGACGAGGCCAUGGCGGACUAG
This is a messenger RNA of Drechmeria coniospora, 1710 nucleotides long. RefSeq names its product putative eukaryotic translation initiation factor EIF-2B subunit 3. The record is from RefSeq and is a predicted model, not a curated record. Gene Ontology annotation, biological process: cytoplasmic translational initiation. Gene Ontology annotation, molecular function: guanyl-nucleotide exchange factor activity; translation initiation factor activity. The transcript is spliced from 3 exons. NCBI's taxonomy places the organism in Eukaryota, Fungi, Ascomycota, Sordariomycetes, Hypocreales, Ophiocordycipitaceae. Bases 1 to 1710 code for a protein of 569 amino acids. Gene Ontology annotation, cellular component: guanyl-nucleotide exchange factor complex; eukaryotic translation initiation factor 2B complex.